Molecule: messenger RNA, 2802 nt
Organism: Passer montanus (Eurasian tree sparrow)
Lineage: Eukaryota; Metazoa; Chordata; Aves; Passeriformes; Passeridae
Gene: LMOD1
Product: leiomodin 1
Exons: 3
Coding region: 224-2098 (624 amino acids)
Biological process (GO): myofibril assembly; pointed-end actin filament capping; muscle contraction
Cellular component (GO): striated muscle thin filament; myofibril
Molecular function (GO): tropomyosin binding; actin binding
Source: RefSeq, a predicted model, not a curated record
GCUUCCCAGCGCCCGAACCGCCACUGGAUCCUGUUAUUGGCCAACUCUUGGACCGAGGGGUGUCCCCUCUGGAUAACCACCGUAUCUCGGGCUGGAGAGCUGCUGAGAUUUAACACUUCAGCACCUGCUGCCGUUCGGGAAGCAGACUUGGAGCUUCGGCUUCUUUUUUUUCUCUUGCUUUGGGUACCACACAACCGCCACCGUGUCUCGCCAGCGAGCCAAGAUGUCCAAAGUGGCCAAAUACCGGCGACAAGUUAGUGAAGAUCCAGAUAUAGACAAUUUAUUGUCUACUUUGUCUCCAGAGGAGAUGGAGGAGCUGGAAAAGGAGCUGGAUGUGGUCGAUGCGGACGGGAGCAUCCCUGUGGAGCGCAGUCAGACAAACCAAUCAGAAAACUCCUUACCUGGCCCACAAAACUGUGACACGGCGCUCAACCACCACGACAAGGACACCAGGAGGCUCCUGCAGCGGGAGCACUCGAUAGACGAAAGCAGGUUGAGCAAGAAUAAGGGAGACAAAAAUCAAGAAGAAAAAGGAAAAGAAUCUCCUUCCAAUGAACUGGCCCAGAAACAAGAUACUAAAGUGGGGAAAGACUCUAAAAAGGAAGAAAGUGUUCAGAAAACAGACCGGAAAGGUAAAGCUGAGACUGAGACCAAGAGCAAAGAGAAUAAAGCUAUGAAUGAUAAAGUCAAGGCCAUGGAGAAAAAGCUGAUGGGGAAGGACAAGAAGGAGGAAGAGAAGGGUUCAGUGUUGAAGAAGGACACAGAGAAGAACAAAAAGGGGGAAGAGAAGAGCUCAGAGAUGAAGAAAGAUGCAGGGGAGGAUAAAAAGGAAGAAGAGAACAGCUCAUAUUUUAAAAAGGAGGAUGCAGGGAAGGAUAAAAAGGAAAAAGAGGUCUCAGCAGCAAAGGAAGAGACAGAGGAAGAAAAAAAGCAAGAAGAAAACGAUUCAGCAUCAAAGGACACAGGGAAGGACAAAAAGGAGGAGAAGAGUUCAGAAUCAGAGAAACAGGCAGAAAAAGACACAAGAGGGGAAGGUAAGAAAGAAAAUGAUAAAAAAGAAGAGGAAAAGGCUUCAGCUGUGAAAAAAUCUAAGGCAGAUGAGAAUGAUAAAUCCCAGACAGAAGCAGAAAAGGCAGAAAAGGUGGAGGAGAAAGAGGAGGCCAAGGCAGCAGCCGGGAGCAGCCCUUCCAAGUCUUCCUCCAGCAGCUCUGCAGAUCAAGCCAAGGACGAUGAAGCCUCCAGCAUCUUUGACGAGCUCAUUGAGAAGGUGAAGAACAAUGACGCUGAGGUGACCGAGGUCAACGUGAACAACUCUGACUGCAUCAACAACGAGACUCUAGUGCGCUUCACCGAGGCCCUGGAGUUCAACACUGUGGUCAAGGUGUUUGCCCUGGCUAACACCCGCGCUGAUGACCACGUGGCCUUUGCCAUUGCCAUAAUGCUCAAGUCCAACAAGGUGCUGACAAGCAUCAACAUGGACUCCAACCACAUCACAGGCAAGGGUAUCCUGGCCAUUUUCCGGGCACUGUUGCAGAACAACACACUGACGGAGCUACGUUUCCACAACCAGCGGCACAUCUGUGGGGGAAAAACAGAGAUGGAGAUUGCCAAACUCCUGAAAGAGAACACCACACUCCUGAAGCUGGGCUACCACUUCGAGCUGGCUGGGCCACGCAUGACCGUCACCAACCUGCUGAGCCGAAACAUGGACAGGCAGAGGCAGAAACGCCUCCAGGAGCAGAAACUGGCACAGGAACGGGGGGAGAAGAAAGACCUCCUGGAGGUGCCCAAGUCUGGAGCACUGCCAAAGGGGUCCCCCAAGGCAUCUCCGCAACCAUCCCCCAAGGCUUCCCCCAAAAGCUCUCCCAAAAAAGGAGGGGCACCCACCAUACCACCCCCACCUCCUCCUCCACUUGCUCCACCACUGAUGAUCAACGAGAACCUGAAGAACUCGCUCUCACCAGCCACACAGAGGAAGUUAGGAGACCGGGCGCUGCCAGUCCAGGAGAAGAACUCUCGAGACCAACUCCUGGCAGCUAUUCGCUCCAGCAACCUCAAACAGCUCAAGAAGGUGGAGUUGCCGAAGCUGCUGCAGUAGGGUGCGGGAGGAUUUUUCCCCUGCAGCCCAUGGCAGACCCCCAGACACUCACCUUUCUCGUGACAAGCCCUUUGGAACCUGCAGUGACCGACGCUAAGGAGCAGGGAUCUCUCUGGGACACGGAGGAUGGGCCGGGCCCAGCAGGACAUGAUGGAGGAGGUUGUAUUUAUUUUUUGAUGGUUGUGAAGCCUUCAAGCUCACUCUUCUACCAGCACUGUGCCCCACCAGAGAUGCCAAGAAUAGAGCAGGGGUCUGCAGAGCUGAUCCUUAUGGAAAUCCCCCGUCAGAGCAUAACAAAGGGGUUUGGCACCCCACUCUAUCCAGGGUCCAGCCUGGAGUGAGCAAAAGCACUCCCAGCCUUGGGGAGGAGCAGGGGACACCCAGGCCAUCAUCACAUCACCACAAGGUUUCUGGGUGGCCAGCAGAGUUUUGGGAUUCAGGCACAGCAGUGGCUGCAGAGUUGGGGGUUCAGGCUUGACGUCAGGAGGAAUGGGAGGGUGGGAGAAGGGAGCAGCCAGGGAGAGAGGGGGCAUGGAAGUGGUGGGACACAGGGAACCAGGCUGGGGCCAGGAGCUUGGGGCAUCUUGUACGCACCCACAGCACUGCAGGGGGACCCCCAGAACCCUCAGAGCAUGGAAACCAAAUCCACCUCAAAGAGAGUAGGGAAAGCACCAGCUCAAGGGGGCAGUGGGUUUUGGGGUCAU